GCUGCUCUCCAUCGCCUCAGAGCCGGACGACACGCAUGUCUACAAUGUGGCCGACUUCAACGUCAUGAGCUCCAUCGUACAGGGUUUGACCAAGAUCGUGUGUGAACAAGUGGAGCAGCAAGACAAGGAUAUCAAACAGCAACAUCCACCAGAGGAGACAGGAGCGCCACUUGAGCUGGUGACAUCAGAAGUCACGGCCCGCAGCUUUAGGGUUUCAUGGAGCCACGCCCCCGGACAUGUAGAGAAAUACAGAGUGCUUUAUUAUCCUGCUAGCGAAGGAGAACCACAGGAGGCGGUAGUGGACGGUAGGGAGACUUCAGCGGAGUUACAGCAUCUCCGUUCUCUCACUGAGUACCAGCUGGCUGUGUUUGCCGUGUACGCAAACGAGGCAAGUGAAGCUCUCAGAGGAUCAGAAACAACCCUGGCCCUUCCCACAGUGACGGCCCUCCAGCUGUUAGAUGUGACUCACAGCACCAUGAAAGCGCGAUGGGACCGCGUGGAUGGAGUUUCUGGCUACAUGCUGCUGUAUGCACUGCUUAUAGACGACGGAGACUUAGAAGAGAAGGAGGUCAAGGUGUCAGAAGCAGUGACGGAGCUGGAGCUGGAUGGGCUGACCCCUCGCACUGAAUACACUGUCACGGUUUAUGCCAUAUAUGGGGAGGAGGCUAGUAACCCUAUUACAAACCAGAAAUCUACAUUACCACUGAGUGCCCCCACCAACCUCCAGUUCUCUGACAUCACUCACAACUCCGCCCACAUCAACUGGGACCCCGCGCCCCAAAAAGUUAAAGGUUACCGCAUCAUGUGGGUCGAGACAGACGGACUAGUCACGGAGGAGGUGGAGGUGGGUCCAGAUAUCUCUUAUGACCUCAGUGAGUUGACGUCUCUGAUGGAGUACUCAGUGGCCAUCUUUGCCCUGUACACUGAGGGCCAAUCAGAGGCCCUCACAGACGGAUUCACUACCACUCCAGUUCCUGGUCCUUUGCAUCUACGCACCAAUAAUGUUGGCACAGACAGCUUCCAGGUCAGCUGGGAUCACUCAGCCAAUGACAUCAUCCUCUACAGACUCUCCUGGGCACCAUUCACAGGUGGCGACACGAAGGAGGUGAUCUUGAGUGGGAUCGAUAACAGAUACAAGCUGUCUGGUCUGAGUUCCUCGACUGACUACGAAGUUAUGCUGACGGCUGUAUUCAGAGAUGAAUCCGAGAGUGAUACCGUCUCUGUUAUAGAGACCACAUGGGCCGAGACGACUACGAUUGCUACCACAACCCCAAUGGCACGUCAGGCUGUGAGAAACCUUCUGCUGAGUGACGAGACCACCCGGAGCAUGGAGGCAUCAUGGGAGCUGGAAGACCCCCAUGUGGAGAGCUACAGGGUCUCCUACGCCGGCCUCAGGGGCAACCACCAAGAGGAGUCUGUGUUAGUUCCUGGUGUUCAGAUGAGUGCAGAGCUUCAUCCUUUACUCUCAGACACCCAGUACAAAGUGACAGUCACACCAGUGUACACCGAUGGACGAGACGGCAUCAGUGUCUCUGUGCUGGGUGCCACAUUGGCCCUCUUGUCUCCUGGAAACCUCCGUGUGUCGGAGGAGUGGUACAAUCGCUUCAGGCUCACCUGGGAUCCACCUCAGUCUCCGGCAGUGGGUUACAGGAUUGCAUACCAGCCCCUCUAUGAUCCGGGACCAGUUUUGGAGACAACAGUGGGUGAAGAUGUGAACUCCAAGCUGCUUCUGAGUCUACAGAGUGGGACAGAGUACAGUGUUCAAGUGACGGCUACCUACCCCGCAGGACAAAGUGAACCUCUGCUGGUGAAUGCCAAAACAUUGUUCCUCGGCGUCUCUGGCUUGUCGACCUACCAGGUACGUCCCUACAGCCUUUGCGUCCAGUGGCAGCCCCUUCUACAUGCCACGUUGUACAGAGUCUCCAUACAGUCCACGCUCAAUGGUCAGAGACAAGAAGUGAGCCUGGGAGGUGGUGCUUCCCGACAGUGCUUCUAUGACCUCACUCCCAGCAGCCAAUACCAGAUCAGUGUUCAUACCCAGAUGCAGGAAAUGGAAGGACAUUCUGUUUCCAUCACUGACAUGACGCUGCCAGCACCCACUCUCGCUCCGACUGAACUCCCCACCACAGAGCCCCCUCCCACCAUCCCACCUGCUAAAGAAGUGUGUAAGGAGGCCAAGGCGGACCUGGCAUUCCUGGUGGAUGGUUCUUGGUCCAUCGGAGACGACAACUUCAUGAAGAUCACACGUUUCCUCUACAGCACCAUGGGGUCACUGGAUCUGAUUGGACCAGACGGUACCCAGGUGGCCAUCGCUCAGUUUAGCGACGAUGCUCGGACAGAAUUCCAGCUGAGUUCCCAUGGCAACAAGGAAGCGCUGUUGGAAGCUAUCCAGAAGAUCAGAUACAAGGGAGGAAACACAAAGACAGGUAGGGCCAUCAAACAUGUGAAGGAGUCUAUUUUCACCUCAGAAGCUGGAGCUCGAAGGGGCGUUCCUAAAGUCCUGGUUGUUCUCACUGAUGGACGUUCCCAAGAUGAUGUCAACAAAGUGUCCAAGGAGAUGCAGGUGGAUGGCUAUAUCAUCUUUGCCAUCGGCUUUGCGGACGCUGACUAUGGGGAGCUGGUGAAUAUUGCCAGCAAGCCCAGUGAUAGACACGUCUUCUUCGUGGACGAUUUGGAUGCUGUGAAGAAAAUAGAAGAGCAGCUCAUUACUUUUGUCUGUGAGGCUGCCACCGCCACUUGUCCAUCUGUUUUGAUGAGUGGCAACACCAUGGCAGGUUUCCGUAUGAUGGAGAAGUUUGGCCUCGUAGAGAAGGAGUACAGCACCAUACCUGGAGUUUCUCUGGAGCCGGGUUCAUUCAACAGUUUCCCCUGUUACAGAUUACACCGUGACGCCCUGGUGUCACAGCCCACCAAGUACCUUCAUCCUGAAGGUUUACCUUCUGACUACACCAUCUCUAUGAUGCUCCGCCUACUUCCAGAGACCCCGAAGGAGCCCUUUGCAUUGUGGGAAAUCCUCAACAAGGACAACGAGCCAUUGGUCGGACUAAUCCUGGACAACAAUGGGAAUACCUUGACGUUCUUCAACUAUGACUACAAAGGAGACUUCCAGACCGUCACUUUUGAAGGAACCGAAAUAAAAAAGAUCUUCCACGGCAGCUUCCACAAGCUCCAUGUGACCGUCAGCAAGACGUCGGUGAAGGUGGUGUUAGAUUGUUCCGUGGUUGGGGAGAAAUCCGUGAGUGCCGCUGGUAACAUUACCACAGAUGGAGUGGAGAUCCUCGGAAGGAUGCUUCAGUCCAGAGGCAGACGGGACAACUCUGCUCCAUUCCAGCUCCAGAUGUUUGACAUCAUCUGUAGCACAUCCUGGGCCAGCAGAGAUAAGUGUUGCGAGCUGCCGGCAUUGAGAGUUGAGGAGCAGUGCCCCUCCAUGCCUCAUGCCUGUACCUGCUCCCAGGAGAGCAAAGGACCUCCAGGACCUUCCGGACCCCCUGGCGGUCCAGGCAUUAGGGGAGCCAGAGGAGACCGAGGAGAGCCAGGAGUGACGGGACCUUAUGGGCCAGCGGGAGAGCGUGGCCCUUUAGGACCCUCAGGACCUCCUGGUCCUCAGGGCCCCAGUGGUCUCUCUAUUCAGGGACCCCCGGGUGCUGCUGGGGAAAAGGGACAGAGGGGAGAGAUCGGUCCAGCCGGACAAAUGGGUGUUCCUGGAAGCUCGGGCCCCCCUGGUAGAGACGGCCCCCCAGGAGCGAGGACUUGCUCCUGGCGAGGUGAAGGACUCUACAAGUAAUCCAUCUGCUGUGUCUUUGCUGGCUGACAGAGGUCCAGACAGUCAUCCCCUUCGUGGUAGUUUUCAGAGCAUAGUUUUCAGGCUUGUCAUGUGGUUUCUUUCAGGACAAUUUUCUGCUAACGGGUUUCUGACAGAUACACUUGGAGUUCAUGAAGCUUCAGCAAGAAAAGCCUUUUAAGGACCAGUUUGGGAUUAAAGUUGAUAUGUUUGCAGACAUGUUAAAUGUUAUUGAUAAGUAUGUUUAAUUUAGUGUAUAAUCAACUGAAACAAAUAAUGGUUGUGUUUUAAUUUGCUUAAAAAGAGUCAUAACCACAAAGGGGUCCUCUUCAUGUUGCACAGCCGUGGUUCUACAGUCGCCCUCAACGGCACUGGAUCGGAAAAGCUCUGCACAUUUUUAUGUUACCUGAAGGCCACCGUACUUUUCCAACAUGAGUGUGAAACUGCAGUAACGUUAGCCCCCGAGUGCUGCAACCUAUCCUGCUAGAUGACACUUAAUCAUACACACUGGACUUUUUACUCGCUGCCUGUUUUUGGUUUGCCAAUAACAACCACAAAAAUGACAGAUUAUUACUUUUCUUCAGUUGAAUCCGCAGCAUGCUCGAGAUUUCUGAAGAUUUGAUGACCUGACUACAGCUUGUAGACAUAUGGAGCAAGGCUUUGUCUGUACACAUAACAAGUGAAGCAUUGCACUUUUGAUGACUGUCAUGAUUUCUGAAUAUUGUUUUUCUUUCAGUGGAAGCAUUGAAAGCAGUAGGGAUGGGCACGCAGUGAAUACUGAUAGAAUCAUUUCACAAGAGGCCAUCAAUGCAUCAGCCAUGUCGGUUAUCACUAUUCUUUUGACAGCGAUAUAUAAAGUACUGAACAAUAAUUAUAAAUAAAUAAGCAUAGAAGCCAAAGAUUCACUGCAACAGCCUGAGAAGGUCCAGUUCUCAUAACGAUUGUACUUGUGUCUAAACUCAGUCACAAGUUCAGGUCUUUUAAAUAAAAUAAUCUUGUAUUAAAGUAUGCACAUACAAGUCGGUAUCGGGAGCUUUCCUGUACACCGUGAACCAGUUGCAGCUUGAAAUUAUACAUUUGCUUUAACCUGACAGUUUUACACCAGGCUGACUCUACUUCCGAAUGCCUCAUGCAAUGUUUCUUUGCUUCCCAGUGGAACAUGUUUUUUUAAUUAUAUCUUUGUUCCAAAUGUGCAUUCGCAUAUUUGGAACGAUUUCAAAGUAAUUAGAGAGGCAUUGUGAGACUUCAAUAUUGUCCAGGGAGAGUGUUUACUGUGUGGCACCAGUGACUUCCACUGAGGAGUUUUCUGAUGUCACAUUCUGGCUCAGCUUUUCAGAGAAGCGCAUGCACAUGUUAUAAGUUAUUAGAUUCACAUUGCGUUACAUUGAAAUUCGAGAAGAAGAAAAAAGAACAGAAAUAAAUGCUUCACCCCUCACACAGGUUGGACUGAAUAUCAUAUAAGGAGUGUGUCCAUGUUGAAAGGGCAUCAGCCUUAAAAGAACGACCACAAAGUAACUUCAGAAAUCAAAGCUAAAAUGGAAGGAUUAACUGAACCUUAGGUUAAGCUGUUUUCCAGGACAAUCUGAAAAUGUGUUUUAAUAACAUGUAUUCAGUUGAAAUGGCCUAUACAUAUUGAGAUUGAUCAAAGCCAUCAUUAUGCUAUUAUAUAUCAUGUUAUUAUAUGUCAAACCAGACCAAAUAAAGAAUUGUAAUGCAGUUGGUAUGAAUGUGCUUCUAAAGUAAAAGCUCCAGUUUCAUAUUCACGUGCUCUCCUCAAACCACAGUAUCAUGGGGAAGACAUUGCCAUGCCGGAGAUGGUUCUAAACACCUUGAGGAAACUAUAAUAUAGACUGUUCACUUCAAUAUAAGACUGUUCACUUUUUCACAGUCAGAAAUAAUGCGCCUGUGUUUUCUACAAUAUGUCUAAAAGUAUAACCAAUUAUAGAAGUUUAAUUGGAGGCAUUUGUUUGCAGACCUGGAGUUUGGACCUCGGCCGGUGCAACAGCUACCGAGUCUGGUUACCAUCCGUCGCCUGGAUGUUAAAUGUAGUAGAAAGUAACAGUCUUACUGA
Pseudoliparis swirei is the source of this 5852-nucleotide messenger RNA. It is a transcript of the gene col14a1a, whose product is annotated as collagen, type XIV, alpha 1a. Bases 65 to 3784 code for a protein of 1239 amino acids. NCBI's taxonomy places the organism in Eukaryota, Metazoa, Chordata, Actinopteri, Perciformes, Liparidae. Gene Ontology annotation, cellular component: interstitial matrix. The transcript is spliced from 33 exons. Gene Ontology annotation, molecular function: protein binding. The record is from RefSeq and is a predicted model, not a curated record.